Messenger RNA from Puntigrus tetrazona (Sumatra barb), 1739 nucleotides. Its product is annotated as voltage-dependent anion-selective channel protein 2-like. Gene Ontology annotation, molecular function: voltage-gated monoatomic anion channel activity. Gene Ontology annotation, biological process: monoatomic anion transmembrane transport. The coding region runs from base 162 to 1013 and encodes 283 amino acids. Gene Ontology annotation, cellular component: mitochondrial outer membrane. Lineage: Eukaryota; Metazoa; Chordata; Actinopteri; Cypriniformes; Cyprinidae. The record is from RefSeq and is a predicted model, not a curated record. The transcript is spliced from 9 exons.
GCACGUCAUUUCAGUCAGGCGCGAUUCGGGGCAGCUCCUAGGGUCCUGAUUCCGCCGCGUUAGCUUUAGCGUGUAGCUCGUCGCGGGAGUCUCCUUCGUCUGUCGCCGGUGCUUCGUGACCCGGUCCCGCUGCACGGGUUCGACCCGCAUCCUCCGAUAUAAUGGCUGUUCCUCCAGCGUACGCAGACCUGGGAAAGGCUGCCAAGGACGUCUUCAACAAGGGCUACGGUUUCGGGACGGUGAAGCUCGAUGUCAAAACCAAGUCUGCUAACGGUGUGGAGUUUAAAACCUGUGGCGCGUCUAACAUGGACUCAAACAAGGUCAGCGGGAACCUGGAGACCAAGUAUAAGUGGGCCGAGUACGGCCUGACCUUCACAGAGAAGUGGAGCACGGACAACACGCUGGGCACGGAGAUCACCGUCGAGGACCAGAUCACCAAAGGACUGAAGCUGACCUUUGACACGACCUUCUCGCCGAACACCGGUAAGAAGAGCGGCAAGGUGAAAACGUCUUAUAAGCGUGAGUACGCCACCGUGGGCUGUGACGUGGAUUUCGACUUCGCCGGUCCGGCCGUCCACGGAGCGGCGGUGCUGGGAUACGAGGGCUGGCUCGCCGGAUACCAGAUGACCUUUGACACGGCCAAGUCCAAGAUGACUCGAAGCAACUUCGCAAUCGGAUACAAGACCGGAGACUUCCAGCUGCACACUAAUGUGAACGACGGGACGGACUUCGGCGGCUCCAUCUACCAGAAAGUGAGCUCUGAUCUGGAGACGGCGGUGGAUCUGGCCUGGACCGCCGGCAACAACAGCACUCGCUUCGGCAUCGCCGCCAAAUACAUGCUGGACUCCAGCUCCUCCAUCAGCGCUAAAGUGAAUAACUCCAGCCUGGUCGGGAUCGGUUACACACAGACCCUCAGACCAGGAGUGAAGCUGACUCUGUCUGCUCUGGUCGAUGGAAAGAACAUCAACGCUGGAGGUCACAAGCUGGGUCUGGGGCUGGAGCUGGAGGCGUAACACCCGGCCGGGCGUCGUGUUCCUCACGGGAUCAUCCCAAAGGGAAGAGUCGAACCCAAACCUGCGCCUCGUCUCUUAUUUAUUUGCAACACUACCUUUACUAUCGAUAUUUCUCUCCAAACCGGCGCUUUUCGACCCGCGUGUGCUUUCCUCUCCAGGCCAGUUUUAGUAACGGUUUACCAAAAAUGCAAAUAUUAUAACUCGCUCAUUCUCGUGUUGGUGCAAACCUGAACGUUUAUGCCGCUCUCGCUGUCAAGCUCCAAAAAACACACACACACACACAAUGUACUUCUAAACGAAGCGUUCUGAUAACUUUGUGUGAGAAACAUGUAGUAUACACCCUGGUCAUUUUGACUUUGUGCCGUUUUUUGGAGCUUGACGGGCCGUUUUUGUGGGAAAAAAAGAGGAGCGUGAUGUUCAUUUUGGAUGGACGUGAGGGCGAGCGACUGACUUUGGCCUGGACUUCUUCUGAAUGUAGUUGAUGAUUUGCACACGGAGCGUCUGGACGCUUUUGUCGGCUGUUUGUUGUGGUUAGCUCAGCUUCAUCAUCCUUCGCUCUCUGCAUUCAGGCUUUAUGGUGUUCAAACGGGUUCUUUAGGCGUGAGAUGACCUCACUUGACCUCUCCAGAAACACAGACACGGAUGAGGGAGACGAGAGGCUUUCCCUGCAGAACCGCACAAACCCUUCUGUAUGUCGACCUUUGCAAUAAAGUACUAAAACUGGAA